AUAAAGAGUCACGUGCUUAGUCCGUGCCAAUUUCCCCAAUUCCCAAUAUCUCUCACAUUUUCUUUCUAGGGUUUUUACUUUAAUUGGGGAACGAAAAACCUUCGUCUUUAGCUUCUUCGUCAUCUUCUUCUAUCAAAUCAAACUCGGGCAAGCUCAAUCUCUGUCCAUAUUUGUUGAGGCUCGGUUGAUUUGUCACCUCAUGCAUUCUCUUGGGACAUAGUAGUACAUUAUGCUGGCGAUCUUUGAGAACAUUGGCCAGUUAGAAGCUAACAUAGCUGAUGAAGAUAAAAAAAUUUCACGGUCUUGUAACCUCAUUGACCUACACGGCUCCAUUAUGGGCAAGUCUAUUUUCUGGCUCCCUUGUACUUGUUACUCUGGCACUUUCAAUAUACCUUCUAUUCGAGCACCUUUCUGCAUACAAGAAUCCUGAGGAACAAAAAUUUUUGAUUGGUGUUAUCCUAAUGGUUCCUUGCUAUGCGGUAGAAUCGUUUGUAUCAUUGGUGUACCCAUCACUUAGCGUUGACUGUGGGAUACUACGCGAUUGCUAUGAGUCCUUUGCCAUGUAUUGCUUUGGAAGAUACCUUGUUGCGUGCUUGGGUGGGGAAGAGAGGACUAUUGAGUUUAUGGAAAGAGAAGGACGUGCAAGCUCUAAAACUCCACUAUUAGAACACGGAUAUGAAAAAGGAACCGUAAAGCAUCCUUUUCCAAUGAACUAUUUCUUGAAGCCAUGGACACUAGGCAAAUGGUUUUACCAAGUUAUCAAAAUUGGAAUUGUUCAAUAUAUGUUAAUAAAGACUCUAUCUGCUAUUUUAGCUGUAGUCCUUGAAGCCUAUGGUAUUUAUUGUGAUGGAGAAUUCAAAUGGGGAUGCGGGUAUCCUUACAUGGCAGUGGUUCUAAAUUUCAGUCAGUCGUGGGCUUUGUAUUGUCUUGUUCAAUUUUAUACUGUAACAAAGGAUGAAUUGGCACACAUACAACCAUUGGCUAAAUUUCUGACAUUUAAAUCAAUUGUGUUCUUGACUUGGUGGCAAGGUGUGGCAAUUGCUCUUCUCUAUUCCCUUGGUUUGUUCAAAAGUUCUAUAGCUCAAGGUUUACAGUUAAAGUCAAGCGUUCAAGAUUUCGUCAUUUGUAUAGAGAUGGCCAUUGCUUCCGUUGUUCACCUCUAUGUGUUUCCUGCAAAACCUUAUGAGCUAAUGGGGGACCGCUUCCCUGGAAGUAUUUCAGUUCUUGGAGACUAUUCUGCUGACUGUCCUUUGGAUCCUGAUGAGGUUAGAGACAGUGAGCGGCCCAUAAAGUUACGCCUUCCCCAGCCUGACAUUGAUGUCAGGAGUGGAAUGACUAUCAGAGAAAGUGUUCGGGAUCUUGUUAUUGGUGGUGGGGAACAUAUUGUGAAAGAUGUGAGGUUCACAGUAACCCAAGCAGUGGAGCCUAUGGAGAAGGGGUUCACAAGGUUUGGUGAGAAGUUACAUAAGAUCUCUCAAAACAUUAAGAAGAAUGAUAAGGAUAGAAGAAGAACAAAAGAUGACAGUUGCGUAGCCACGUCAUCACCUACACGGAGGAUGAUUCGUGGGAUAGAUGACCCCUUAUUAAUUGGGAGCAUUAGUGAUAGUGGAGUCUCGAGGGGAAGGAAGCACCACCGUCGGAAAUCAGGAAAUACCAGUGCAGAAAGUGGGGGAGAGAGCAGCAGCGAUCAAAGCUAUGGUGGGUAUCUGGUCAGAGGUCGAAGGUGGGUUACUAAAGAGUAGUUAAGAGGAUCAAUUCUACCGGUUUGAAAGAAAGUUGAUGAGGAUGGUUUAGUUAUCAAUCAGCAAUGUGCCAUUUUAGCACUCUGUCAAAGUAGUGUCUCAUGGCCUGGCUUCUUUUGUAUACACCAUGGCCUGUUUUUUUUUGCCUCAGACGUGGAAUUGUGAUUCAUGUAUCAUUAAUAUUAUCAUAUACAAUGGGUUUUUGAUAAGUUGUAUAGAGCUUCCAUCGGUUGGCUGAUUAUAAUUUCA
Molecule: messenger RNA, 1991 nt
Organism: Quercus robur (English oak)
Lineage: Eukaryota; Viridiplantae; Streptophyta; Magnoliopsida; Fagales; Fagaceae
Product: protein LAZ1
Exons: 9
Coding region: 279-1742 (487 amino acids)
Biological process (GO): transport
Molecular function (GO): transporter activity
Source: RefSeq, a predicted model, not a curated record